This is a messenger RNA of Phanerochaete carnosa HHB-10118-sp, 296 nucleotides long. RefSeq lists its product as uncharacterized. The transcript has a single exon. NCBI's taxonomy places the organism in Eukaryota, Fungi, Basidiomycota, Agaricomycetes, Polyporales, Phanerochaetaceae. Bases 131 to 292 code for a protein of 53 amino acids. The record is from RefSeq and is a predicted model, not a curated record.
GGUGCUUACUGUGCCCUAUCUAGGCACUCAACAAGCGACUAGUCUCAUGUCUGCCUUCGGAGAAUGAUACUCCUCUGACACGAGGGUGUCCGUGAUUCGAGCAGUUAAGCAGUGCUCAGAGGAAUUGCAAAUGGUGCACAAAUGCUUCCCUUUAGUGGCCGCCGUCACCCUGCAGCUUUGCAAGCGUGAGUGGUGCGAAAACCUGCGUCAAUGUAUCCGCAAACAGGGCGAGGCAGGCACAGCAAAGGUGAGGACAUCACAUUGGAGUGUUAUGCUAGAGAAGUCUUCGUAGGAGC